Lethenteron reissneri (Far Eastern brook lamprey) is the source of this 2826-nucleotide messenger RNA. Its product is annotated as stress-70 protein, mitochondrial-like. Gene Ontology annotation, biological process: protein folding. NCBI's taxonomy places the organism in Eukaryota, Metazoa, Chordata, Hyperoartia, Petromyzontiformes, Petromyzontidae. The record is from RefSeq and is a predicted model, not a curated record. Gene Ontology annotation, molecular function: ATP-dependent protein folding chaperone; ATP binding.
ACGAGCCCCCACAACCCCCCCGCCCUUUCGUCUCUCGUCGCCAGUCGCAAGCAGCAGCGUCCGCCAUGCAAGCGUCCCGUGGGCUCGCCGGUUUCCUCGCCAAAGGGCAAUGGAGUUCUAUGCACCAAGAUGUUCUAAAAGGAUUAUCACGCAGGCAGUAUGCGUCGGAGGCAAUCCGCGGAGCGGUGAUCGGCAUCGACCUGGGCACCACCAACUCCUGCGUGGCGGUGAUGGAGGGCAAGCAAGCCAAGGUGCUGGAGAAUGCGGAAGGCGCCCGGACGACACCAUCUGUGGUGGCCUUCACCGCGGAUGGCGAACGACUGGUGGGUAUGCCCGCCAAGCGGCAGGCCGUCACCAACCCAAACAACACCUUCUAUGCCACCAAGCGUCUCAUCGGACGCCGCUUCGAUGACUCCGAUGUGCAGAAAGACAUGAGUAACUUAUCGUACAAGAUAGUACGGGCGUCCAAUGGGGAUGCUUGGGUGGAGGCCCACGGGAAGGUGUACUCUCCCAGUCAAAUCGGGGCCUUUGUGCUCUUGAAGAUGAAAGAGACCGCUGAAAACUUCAUGGGAACGUCCGUGAAGAAUGCAGUGAUAACAGUGCCAGCAUACUUCAAUGACUCGCAGAGGCAGGCAACAAAAGAUGCUGGACAAAUCUCUGGUCUGAACGUUCUGAGGGUGAUCAAUGAGCCAACUGCAGCUGCCCUCGCCUACGGUUUGGACAAGGCGGAUGACAAAGUCAUUGCCGUGUACGACUUGGGAGGAGGCACCUUCGACAUCUCCAUCCUGGAGAUCCAGAAGGGGGUGUUUGAGGUGAAGUCGACCAAUGGAGACACCUUCCUGGGUGGUGAGGACUUCGACAACGCCCUGCUCAAGUACAUUGUUAAGGAGUUCAAACGCGAGUCUGGUGUGGACCUCACCAAAGACAGCAUGGCCCUGCAACGUGUGCGGGAGGCAGCCGAGAAGGCCAAGUGUGAGCUCUCCUCCUCUCUGCAGACUGACAUCAACCUGCCGUACCUGACGAUGGACUCAUCGGGCCCCAAGCAUCUCAACAUGAAGCUGACGCGGUCGCAGUUUGAGAACAUUGUGGGCGAUCUGAUCCGCAAGACCAUCGCUCCCUGCCAGAAGGCCCUGCAGGACGGCGAGGUGGCCAAGUCUGACAUCGGCGAUGUCAUCCUUGUUGGUGGCAUGACCCGCAUGCCCAAGGUCCAGCAGACGGUGCAGGAGGUGUUUGGUCGCGCGCCCAGCAAGGCGGUGAACCCAGACGAGGCGGUGGCGAUCGGCGCCGCUAUCCAGGGCGGCGUCUUGGCGGGCGAUGUCACGGACGUGCUGCUGCUCGACGUAACUCCCCUCUCGCUGGGCAUCGAGACCCUGGGUGGCGUCUUCACCAAGCUCAUCAACCGCAACACGACCAUCCCCACCAAGAAGUCACAGGUGUUCUCUACUGCCGCCGACGGACAGACCCAGGUGGAGAUCAAAGUGUUCCAGGGUGAACGCGAGAUGGCCGGUGACAACAAGAAUCUGGGACAAUUCACUCUGGUGGGCGUCCCACCAGCCCCGCGCGGGGUACCCCAGAUCGAAGUGACCUUCGACAUCGACGCCAACGGCAUCGUGCACGUAUCCGCCAAGGACAAGGGCACGGGACGCGAGCAGCAGAUUGUCAUCCAGUCAUCUGGUGGCCUCAGCAAGGAUGAGAUUGAGAACAUGGUCAAGAACGCAGAGAAGUACGCGGAAGAGGACCGGAGGAGAAAGGAUCGUGUGGAGGCCGUGAACCAGGCGGAAGGCAUCGUCCAUGACAUCGAGAGCAAGAUGGAGGAGUUUAAAGAUCAGCUUCCAGCUGAUGAGUGCACCAAGCUGAAGGAGGAGAUCGCAAAGGUGCGGGAGCUGCUUACGCGGAAGGACACCGAGACGGGCGAGGCCAUCAAGCAGGCGGCCUCCACCCUGCAGCAGUCCUCGCUCAAGCUGUUCGAGAUGGCCUACAAGAAGAUGGCAUCAGAGAGGGAAGCUGGAGGAAGUGGCAGCGGCGGCAGCAGCGGUGGCAGCGCGGGCAGCAGCAGCGGCGGCAGCAGCGGCAGCAGCGGUGGCAGCCAAGAGGAGAAGAAAGAAGACAAGCAGUAACGCCAGUCAAACGCACGGAUUACAAUAUUGGCGUUUGACUAUGGACACCGGAACCCCCCCCCCCCACACACCGUUGUGUAGCGUUACGAAAAUAUAAUUCCACUUGAGAUUCAUUCAUUACGUGAGAGUUGGUGAGCAGAUGGGGACAGAUGGUCACUUAACAGUGUUGUGGAAACGCAAGCCGCUUGCGUAACUACAGCACUAAUGAUAAAAAAAGUACACGGCAGGCAACUUAUUCCGCUGUUUAUUUUCAUUUUAAAUUGACAGCAUUUGUGAUUGCACAGUCAUUUCUAUGGCCCGUUUCAGAGAAGAAAAAAGAGAAAUAUAAUUUAUUUUGCUGGCUUUUUUUACCGACGCAUGUUUUGUGGCUAAAGCAAGGGGGGAAGGCGCAGGGAGGACGCUAGUUUUUGAAGGCGCUUACACACUGAUGCUGGCUGCUGUAUAGUAUAUAUCUGCAAAUCAUUGGACUUAUCUACAGCUUGCGCUUGUGAUUGGGGCACUGUUGGCGAUGUGGAAGUGAGUGGAGGGAGAAGGGUAUUAAAUGGCCUUGUAUUUACUGGUAGUAGGUCUGUGCUCUGUACAGAGUUAGAUAAUUUUUUUAAGUGUAUUGUUGGUGUCUGCUACAUUACUGCCUAUUAUUGAGGCAAUACUGUAUCCCAACGCACUUGUACGUUUCAAUGUGAUUACAAAAUAAAGGUGAUGCAUCGUG